Molecule: messenger RNA, 927 nt
Organism: Anopheles marshallii
Lineage: Eukaryota; Metazoa; Arthropoda; Insecta; Diptera; Culicidae
Product: cytochrome c oxidase assembly protein COX18, mitochondrial
Exons: 5
Coding region: 1-927 (308 amino acids)
Biological process (GO): mitochondrial respiratory chain complex IV assembly; protein insertion into mitochondrial inner membrane from matrix
Cellular component (GO): mitochondrial inner membrane
Molecular function (GO): membrane insertase activity
Source: RefSeq, a predicted model, not a curated record
AUGAGCUACCUAAGAUCUGUUCGUACGUUGGCACCCACCGUCAGUGGCAUUUGGCAAUCGCUGUCCCACAGCGCCCCGGUCGCUUACGUGCAGCACGGUAUGAUAAACCUGCAUGACUUCACCGGACUACCCUGGUGGGCCACGAUCAUUCUCACAACGGUGGGUCUGCGUACGUUAGUCACGCUCCCGCUGGCGGUGUAUCAAAACAAAAUACUGACCCGACUGGAGCAGAUUUCGCUCGAAAUGCCUGAACUGGUCAAAGAACUGAAAGCUGAAACGGCGUACGCGAUGAAAAAAUUCAACUGGACGGAAAAGGAAGCCCGCAUCAUGUACAACCACUCGCUAAAGAAACAAUGGAAUAAACUAAUUGUGAGAGAAAAUUGUCAUCCAGCAAAAACGAUGGUGCUGCUUUGGGGUCAGAUACCGCUGUGGAUUGUACAGUCGGUAGCGAUUCGGAACCUUAUCUCACUGAUGCCCGAUCCGACCGCGAUCGAGGCACAGAUCGCCUACACGGAGCUUACGCUUGGUGGCUUCGGUUGGAUACCGAAUCUGACUGAGUUGGACCAUUCGUUAAUUUUCCCCGUAACACUAGGCAUCAUCAACCUCAGCAUCAUUGAGAUACAGGCCGCGUCCCGUACGAAGCUACCCUCCAAAUUGCAGACCAUUUUUACCAACCUGUUCCGGGUGUUGAGCGUACUGAUGGUACCGAUAGCUGCAUCCGUUCCAUCGGGUCUCUGUUUGUACUGGGUAACAUCGAGCGCGUACGGGUUGGGUCAGAAUUUGCUACUGCUUUCACCACGCGUUCGUCGCGCUGUGGGAAUACCGAUCGUCCCAUCGGAACUUACCCAGCCUUACCAACAUCUGCGCCACACGCUUGCUACUAGGCUGCGUGCACUAACGAAUAUCGGUUCCAGUUCAAAAGCGUAA